Rhizophagus irregularis DAOM 181602=DAOM 197198 is the source of this 3234-nucleotide messenger RNA. The record is from RefSeq and is a predicted model, not a curated record. Lineage: Eukaryota; Fungi; Glomeromycota; Glomeromycetes; Glomerales; Glomeraceae.
AUUUAAAUAGAUAUAUUUUCUCGAAUUUUUUUUCUCUGAAAAAUUCACACAAGUUAAAACAGUAAAUAUGACAACUUCAACAGUCGUUAACGGUGUCUCUGCUGCUAAUAACAUUAAUAAUAUAUCUAAUACAUCAAAUUCAUUUAAUGAUAUAGCAAAAAAAGUUUUAAGAGCAAAUUAUCCAUCAGAUUCGAAAGCAUCACCGCCAAGUUUAGACCAAAUUGUAGAAAUAUUACUAUCAACAAAUUUUAAUACAAAUAAUACUUUUACUGAAGACUUAUUAGAACUUUUAAUUGCUGGUUGUCGUACAGUUAAUCCUUCUGAAGAAAUUUUAGCUACAAGAUUCAGUAGAAUUAUUUUUAAUUUCUGUAAUAAACACUUGGUUCAACUUAAUAGUACAACUUCAGAACAACCACCCUUGGAAAUUGUACUUUUAUUUUUGAUCCAAUCUUUUAAUAAUACUACCCAAACAGUUUAUGCGGUUGAUAUAUUGAGAGCAAUAAGUCAAGUUUUAUAUGAAAAUGGACAGAAUUGUCAAAAGUUACAUAAACAACUUUUAAAUAUUCUUUUACCACUUGCCAGAGAAGUUAAUAGAAACUUAGAAACUAGACGAAUGUCAAUAAAUUGUUUAGGCAAUUUAUGCUAUCGUACAGGAAAUAAGUUUCAAGGAAAAUAUAAAGAUGUUUAUGAAUUACUCUUGACAAAUCUAAACUCACCAAAUCCUUCUGAUGAUGAAGCAGCUUAUCUCAAAAUUAUAAGUAGCACAUUUAGAGCUUUACAAUUUGUUGUAAUAGAAGAUAAAAAUGUGUUGGCUGAACCUUUUGGAUCAACUAUAGAAAUAAUUAGGAAAUAUGUUUUUUAUAAUAUUGAUGAUAUUAAAAAACUUCAGGUAUCCAUAGACCGGUCUCGAAUAGAAGCAGGUAAAAGUGUACGUAACUCUGGACCGUCAAAUCAGAAACACUCAAGAAAGCACAGUCGAAUGAGAUCUAUUGGACGUUCAUGGUUAAGCUCCGAUUCAGAAAUAUCUGAUGGAGAAUAUUCGCAGUCCCUUCGCAAAAGAAACGAAGAUUCUCGAAUUCGAGCAAAUGCUUUGGGAUGCUUGCAGAGCAUUGCGAGGGCUUCACCAAAGAAGUUAUAUCAAUAUUGGAGUCAUUUUUUUCCCUAUACAGAACCUACUGAGACAUCUUCUCCGUCAUUAUUUACUAUAAUUGCAUGUGAACCUAUACAUACAGUUCGUAUACUUGCUUGUUCCAUAAUCAGUACAAUGAUUGAUGGCUCAAAGCAGUAUUUAGCCGCUGCAGAUGAUCGAGAGGUUAAAACUUCUUUCACUUCAUUAUCUGCGAAAUUGGGAACAAUUGUACGAGAACUUCAUGCUGGACUAUGUCAAGUUAUUUUGAGAGAGGAUCAUAUUACUGUUUUAGCUCAGUUAUUAAAAUGUUGCAACGUUUUAGUGAAUAAUGCAGCGUAUGAUAGGUUAUCUUCAAACUAUCUAUCUCGCACUUAUCACACAACUGCAAAUUUCUUGGUACAUAAUGAUAAUGCCGUUAGACUUGCCACUAUGGUUUUGGUAUCAACAAUUAUGGAUUGCAAAGCAUGUAUCAAAGAAGUAGAUAAAUUGUUAUUAGAUAAAGUUAUUAAUAGAACAUCUGCCGAUUUUACAAAAUUACCAUUUUUCCAAAAUCAUGAAGAAAUGAAUCUUCUUUCAUAUUUAGUGUUGGUAAUUGGAAGUAAGGAACAAUCACCUGUUGUAAGAAUUGAAUCGUGGGGAAUUUUAUGCGCUUGUGCAAGAACUCAUUUUAGUAUAGUCAGUCUGAAAUGGGAACAUAUAAAUCCUCUGAUUAUUGCUGAUCUUGCAAGUGAAGAUGAAAAAAUUAGAACGGCUGCAAUGACAUUUUUGGUAGAAUAUGCCAAAGAACAAGCAGCAUUUGGUGGGGGUAAUCGAAAUACUGGAGGGGAUGAUGAGAGAAUUAUGGUUCAAGAGGUUCAGAAAGAAAUUAUUCCGGAAGUAUUUCUAUGGUGGGAUUCUGUAAUUACUCAACAUAUCCAAGGUUCUUCAAUUGAUGAUUGUCAUGCUGUUAGAGCUUUAGCAUGUGAUUUUAUGUCACAUAUUCCAUCUAACGUAUUUUCAGCAUUAUCCGUAGAAAAAAGGAAUUUUUGUACUAAAACAUUGUUGGGAUUUUCUAAAUUUGAAAAUCCAGGUGUUAGAGCAGCAGCAUGCAGAGGUCUUGGUGUUUAUAUAUUAUUUCCUAUUUUACAACAGGACACAUUUGCUUCUGAUAUGGCACUUUCGGUUAUUCAACAAAUGGCAGAUCCAAACAUUUUGGUUAGAGUCAGAAGUAGUUGGGCAUUAGGAAAUUUAUGUGAUACAAUGGUAUUAUUAAGUAACCCUGCCAAUAAUCAAGGAAUGUCAAAUACAAAUACUGAAUUCUUGAUCAAGGUUAUGUGGACUAGAAUAGUAAAGGCGGCAUUAUCAGCAUCAAAUGAUAAUGAGAAAGUAAGACCUAAUGGAGUUAGAGCAUUAGGUAGUAUAAUUCAUGUGAGCCCAACAAAUUUCUUAGAACGAGAGGAAAGAUCAUUGAUAAAAGACGUAGUUUUAUCUUUAAUUAAGAAUUUUGAAAAGGUUCGAUGGAAUGCAUGCUAUGCAGCAGCAAAUAUGUUACGUAAUCCAAAUUUUCCUAUAGGAUCAAAAUCAAAUAGUUGGUCGGUACAAUUAUAUGAAGCAUUAAUAAGAGUAGUGCAAACAUCAAAGAAUUUUAAAGUUCGUAUCAAUGCAUGUUUAGCAUUAUCGACACCAACAACUAGAGCUAAGUAUGGUGAUACUGUUAUGUUAUGUAAAAUAUUACAAGUUAUUGUUACUUCAUUGGAAAAUGUUGAUAAUUUAACUGGUACCGGAUUCAGCGAAGUUAAAUACCAAGAACAAUUAAGAAAUCAGUUGUUAAAUACUUAUCAUCAUUUAAUUGAUAUUUCGGUUAUAAAUGAUAAAAGAUUUAUUGAACCUUUUAUCCAAAGAGUUAAUGAAUGGAAGGCAACCAGACAAGAAUAUUUAGAUGGACAAAAUAUUCAAAAUUAAUUAUAAUAUCCCUAUAAAAUGUAUUAAAUUAUUCUUUUUUUGUUGGUAAUAUCCCUAUUAGUAAAUAUUAAUUUUUUUUGAAAUAGAAACUUUGUAAAUUUCUUCUUGGUUUUGUAAAUUAGAAUUUAUAAAUAAAGGUUUACUCGGAAUUCAAUUUAUUUUUG